Messenger RNA from Meloidogyne enterolobii, 231 nucleotides. The record is from the annotation of a GenBank genome assembly. NCBI's taxonomy places the organism in Eukaryota, Metazoa, Nematoda, Chromadorea, Rhabditida, Meloidogynidae.
AUGGAGGGUUUUGCUGCUACGGAGGCUCCAGGUAUGCCCAGAGCAAGGGAGAUAGGAAUAGGUUUAUGUUACGAGCCCAGACCCACCGCCCGUAGACUCCCCGCGAGGCGCGUGCCGCAAACCCCCGCGCGAAGCGCGGGGGUUUGCACAAGCGCCUCGCCGACUCUCCAUAGGUUUAUGUUGCUUGUUUUUUGUGUCGUAAUUUUGUCUAAUCUUGUUCAAUCACGGUGA